Messenger RNA from Fonsecaea multimorphosa CBS 102226, 921 nucleotides. RefSeq lists its product as uncharacterized. The record is from RefSeq and is a predicted model, not a curated record. NCBI's taxonomy places the organism in Eukaryota, Fungi, Ascomycota, Eurotiomycetes, Chaetothyriales, Herpotrichiellaceae. The transcript has a single exon. The coding region runs from base 1 to 921 and encodes 306 amino acids.
AUGGCGCAAACCUCAGAUACAGUCGCUCUCGACGCUGCCGAGAUAGCGAUUUACAUCUUGCUGUUCCCUCUGAUCAUAUUCCUCGGAAUACGCCAUGGCAGCAAGCAUUCGCUGGGUUUUGUCUAUCUUUGCCUCUUCGCCGUCCUCCGCAUUGUUGCCGACGGGCUAGGCAUAGCCAAUCGAAACUUAACGGACGAAAGCGCCAUUAUUACCACUCAAGCCAUCAGCUCAGCCGGCCUCUCUCCCCUGCUCUUGAUUCUAGCCGCCUUUGCCCACGAAGCCCACCACUAUCAAGUCAAAGCCGCCCUGCCCCACAAUCAGGCGCAAAACGUGCUUCGCCAACUGCGAAGCCUCCAAGGGCUCUUCCAUGUCCUGUCAGCCGGCGGCAUGGGAUUGAUCGUCUACGGCGCCGAAAAGUCGGCCAGCAAGGACAGUGACCACGACUCCAGUACUUGGACGACUGUCCGCAAAGUUGGAUGCGUCCUGAUGCUCCUUGCUGCAAUUGCGGAAAUCAUAUACGCAUUCUACGUCUGGAGCUCCGUACGUCGAACAAGGAAGGCAGUGAGACCAAUGCAUCUCAUCUCCUUGGCGGUCUUCACCUUUGUCGGCGGCUUGUUCGUCGGAGCUAGGGCAGUCUAUUCAGUCGUCUACACGUUCGAUACAAACCCGGACAUCAGCCCGAUCACGGGCACGUUCGUCGUCAAGCUGAUCUGCAUUGUUCUGGUCCAGCUUUUGGCUGUCGCUUGCCUCAUCACGGGUGCCUGGCUGAGCAGAAACAUCAGGAGGGAUAUCGAAUACAAGUCCAUCCAGCCGGCAGAGCGGUUCUCGGGCGGCGGUGGUGGGCGUGGUGGAGACUCUGCGAUACCUCUUGCACCUGAGGAAUAUUCCAAAACUUGGUAUUCGCCAAGCUAUGAUGCUUGA